AUGAAAAUCCCCAUCUUGUGGCUCGCAUCGAGUCUACACUAUGGCCUGUUAUCAGCAAGUCCUAUUUUCGAGGAGUUGUUGUCUCCAAAGGCUGGUACUAAGGGUGCUGUCGUGUCAGAAGCUCAAGAAUGCAGCUACAUAGGCCGGGACUUGUUGGCACGGGGCGGAAAUGCCGUGGAUGCCAUGAUCGGAACGACCUUUUGUGUCGGCGUCAUCGGCAUGUAUCACUCUGGUAUUGGAGGGGGCGGGUUCAUGCUUGUCCGGGACAAAGAUGGCCAGUAUGAAGCCAUAGACUUCAGAGAAUCAGCACCUGCAGCAGCCUACGAAGACAUGUACCAAGGGAAUGUCAAUGGUAGCAUCUAUGGCGGACUGUCUGUCGGCGUGCCUGGAGAAGUACGCGGCUUUGAGUAUGCACACAAGAAAUACGGUAGUUUACCAUGGAAGACUAUCUUACAAGGAGCUAUUAAGGUUGCUCGUGAUGGCUUCAUAGUCAAUGCCGAUAUGGCAAAGUUUAUAGAAAAGACAACCAAGGGGCACCAGAACUUAUUCACAGAAGACCCUUCAUGGGCAGAGGAUUUCGCCCCGAAUGGACGACUCAUCGCUGAAGGGGAGACGAUGACAAGGAAGCGAUAUGCAAGCACUCUUCAAGCUAUCGCAGAUCAUGGCGCCGAUGUCUUCUAUACAGGCCCUUUCGCGGAAAGCAUGAUCAAGACUAUCCAAGACUCAAACGGCACUAUGACAUUAGAUGACUUGGAAGACUACCAAAUCAUCUCCCGUGAGGUUCUUCACACCGACUACAAAGGCUACGAUGUCUACGGCAUGAGCUCCCCAGCCGGCGGUGCAGUGUCGCUCAACAUCUUGAACACAAUGAACGGCUACUCGCACCAGGACGCAGACCAAAAUACCACGCUUCAUAUCUACAUCGAAGCCAUGAAGUUUGCCUACGGUGCUCGUCUAAAACUUGGCGAUCCUGACUUUGUCGAUGGUAUUUCUGAGCUGGAGCACGAGAUGCUCAACCAUACGACUGCCGAGAAGAUUCGAGAAAAGAUCGAUCCUUGGACUACUCAGGAUAUUGAGAAAUAUGAUCCCGAUGGAAUCUACUCAUCUGAAGGACACGGCACUUCUCAUGUCGUGACUGCUGACCGUGAUGGCAUGGCUGUCUCGUUGACGACCACUGUAAACCUCAUCUUUGGAUCUCUACUCAUGGACAACCUCACUGGUGUGAUUUUGAAUAAUGAGAUGAACGACUUUUCUAUCCCAGGCGUUCCAAACGAAUUCGGCUUCGCUCCAGCAGAAGCAAACUUUGUCCGUCCCAACAAGCGUCCUCUUUCAUCAUGCACACCUAUCAUUGUUUCGAACAAAGACGGCUCUCUAUUUGCCGUAAUUGGUGCUGCAGGAGGAUCCCGUAUUAUUUCUGCUACCACGCAAGUUGCCUGGCGCGUCCUGACUUCUCCAUCUUGGUCUAUCGAGGAUGCUGUCCGCGAGCCACGUGUUCAUAACCAGCUGAUGCCCAACACUCUGCUCGUGGAGAAAAAGUUCAGCUCAUACGAUGUUCCGUCGCUGAAGGAGAGGGGUCAUAAUAUCACUUGGGUUGAUGAGGGAUUGAGUUCGGUGCAGGCUCUCGUCAGGGACUCGGAUGGUGUUUUUGAGAUUGCUGCUGAGCCCAGGCAGAAGAACAGCGGAGGUGCCACACUUUAG
Molecule: messenger RNA, 1698 nt
Organism: Fusarium graminearum PH-1
Lineage: Eukaryota; Fungi; Ascomycota; Sordariomycetes; Hypocreales; Nectriaceae
Exons: 8
Coding region: 1-1698 (565 amino acids)
Biological process (GO): glutathione catabolic process
Cellular component (GO): plasma membrane
Molecular function (GO): glutathione gamma-glutamate hydrolase
Source: RefSeq, a predicted model, not a curated record